Annulohypoxylon truncatum is the source of this 2755-nucleotide messenger RNA. RefSeq names its product flavin-containing amine oxidoreductase. The record is from RefSeq and is a predicted model, not a curated record. Gene Ontology annotation, molecular function: polyamine oxidase activity; L-amino-acid oxidase activity. Lineage: Eukaryota; Fungi; Ascomycota; Sordariomycetes; Xylariales; Hypoxylaceae. Gene Ontology annotation, biological process: amino acid catabolic process. The coding region runs from base 437 to 2479 and encodes 680 amino acids. The transcript is spliced from 7 exons.
CACUUCGCAAAGCUACCCCCCUCAGCUAGGAAAGGGCUUUCCGACGACAGCCACGUAGUUGACGUCCUCUCUCGGGUCCUUAUCUUAGGCACCUACCGCUUCGGGGAAACAUCGAGAAGAAUACUACCAUGAGGUAAUCCUAUCAGCAACUCGCUGACCAUGCGAGGCUAGCAACGCUUUUCGUAUCGAGAUCCCUCACGCCCUAUUCUCUAUCUACUCGACCGAGUAAAAGAUCAUGGCUCGGACCACGCUUUCGGCCCGGGAACAUGCGAUAGCGGCUUUUCAUAGGGCCGCAGAGAUUAGGCUCGGUUUUUGGUACGGAUGACCGUAAAUGGACGAGGCUUAGGGUAUAUAUAUUUAUAUCGUAGAACGUCAAUAGAGGCCGUUGUUGGUUGCUCGAUCUGCAGCUCUGCCCGCUUCACUACAAGUCUCAACUAUGUUCUGGCUAACCCUCGCCGCUCUGGCGAGCCAGGCGGCUUCUGCCUCAGCCUCGGCGUCAGCACUUCCAGUGAAGCUUGAGACUCGCUCGGAACUCAACUCGCGUCUCACAAAUAUUCACAUAUCGAUUGAUGUUCCGAUCGAUGGCGAGGUGACGUAUACCUACGGCCGUUGCAACAACAAGGCGAUCCACGAGGCUCAUCACACGGUCGGCCGCGGCACGGGGGAGACGGACUCGCGGAUGGUAUGGAUCCUGCCGGACGAUGCCUGGUUCGAUGGAUGUAUCUCGGCGUGGGACGAGCUAGGGACCCUGAUUGGCCGCAGCGAGCCGCAGCGGCUUAGUAAGAGGAAGCUCAAGAGGCGAGGUGCCAGCAUAGAGAUGUCGAACGCCACCGGCAUCGACGCCUGGGGGCCGUGGUUCGACGGCGUCGAGCUGCUCAAGAACAAGGAGAUCAGCGCCUUCGAUGCUAAGGCGGCUAAGUGCAAGGAGGUGGCUAUCGUGGGAGCAGGUAUGUCGGGCUUGAUGACUUACCUGGUCCUCACGCAGGCCGGCAUGACGAAUGUGAAGAUUAUCGAGGCUGCCCAACGGCUUGGUGGAAGAGUCCACACCGAGUACCUGACCGGUGGCCCGUUCGACUACUCUUACCAGGAGAUGGGUCCCAUGCGAUUUCCAGAAACGAUAGUGUAUUCGAAUGAGACUUACAACAUCACGGAUCACCAGCUGGUAUUCCAAUUGGCUGCCGAGAUGAACAAGAUCAACAACUACAACAAGAACUGGAGCGUCGACUUCAUCCCCUGGUACCAAUCUAGCCCCAACGGACUGUACUACUACAACGGGAUCAAGCUGGCCAAUGGACUACCACCAACAGUGACCCAGAUCAAGGAGAAUGCCUCUUUAGAGAUCACUUAUCCCGAAAACCCGUCGACGGCGGCCUUGACCAGCAAGAUCGACGCUCUCUCCGCCAACGAGACUUUCAUGAUCGAAAUCGCAACCAACAUGCACAAGGCCCACAAGGACUUCUUAGUCAACGGCCUCGGCGGACUCGGAGGUGAUGUCUGGUCCGAGUUCGCUUACAUGGUGAAUUACCUGAACGCGACAUUGAACGACACCGAUGUGCUCGAGGGCGGCGCAAGUUCGUUCUGGGACACCUUUUACGAAGGCGUGUACUUCAACGCCACGACCUGGAAGACCAUCGAUGGAGGCUUGAGCCGACUGCCUACGUCGUUCCACCCCUUGGUCGACAAGGUCACGACCAUGAACCGCAAGAUCGAGCGGGUAGAGUGGCUAGGCGACACCAAGAAGGUCAAGCUACAGUGGCGCAACAAAUUCACCGAUAGGACGUUCCAGAACGCCACGUACGACUACGCCGUCUUCGCCCUGCCCUUCUCCAUCGUCAAGAAGAUGAGGCUUCCAUACCUGCCCACGACGAUCUCCAACGCGAUCGAGAACAUGCCGUUCGAAGCGGCCUGCAAGGUGGCGCUCGAGUACAAGACGCGCUUCUGGGAGCACUACGAGAACCCGAUCUACGGCGGGUGCUCGACGUCGACGGACAUCCCGGGCAUCGGGUCGAUCUGCUACCCGAGCUACUGCCUGAACUGCACUGGCCCCGCGACGAUCCUGGCCUCGUACGCGUCGGGCGACUGGGGCGCCCGCUGGGUCUCCGUCCCCGAGGCCGAGCACGUCCAGUACAUGGUCGACGCCAUGGCCGAGAUCCACGGCGAGGUCGCCCGCGAGCAGUACACCGGCAAGUUCAACCGCAGGUGCUGGAUGAUGGACCCGUAUGAGGGAGGUAGUUGGGCCAGCCCGACUGUCGGCCAGCAUCAGUUGUAUUUGCCGGAGUACUUUAAGACGUAUAACAACAUGAUUUUCGUCGGCGAGCAGACGUCUUACACCCAUGCCUGGAUCGCGUCCGCGCUUGAGUCGGGUAUCCGUGGUGGUGUGCAGCUACUCCUCGAACUUGGCCUUGUCGACGAGGCUAAGGCCACGGUCGAGAAGUGGAUGGCGAGGUGGAUCGAAGUUGUGAGUACCUUCCCCCCUUAACUCGACGUGUCUUUGUAAAAGCUAACAGGGGUUUUCCGCAGUAAAAUCGGAAGAAAUCGGUUUCGACAUAUCAAGUAUUUAUGAGAGACGUUAAGCCGUGAUGAGCUCAUGACCGCGCCGUGUGGCGAUCAUCGUUAGCGUGCAUAUAGAAUAGAAGCAUGUACUACGUAGAUAGAUAAUGUAGAUAUAUUAAUUCGUACUAUUGUCUACAGCCGUAUGUCCGGUGAAUGCAUUAGCAUGUCCGUUAUAUCGGUGGUGAGGCGCUAACAUGUCACG